UUCAUCGACGAGUUCUCUUCAAUUCGCUGAGUUUGCAGAGUUCAACAGAGUUCAAUAGCAUGGGUGUCGAACGGUUGGAAAACGCCAAUCCACAAAUCUUCACGGUUAAAUCGCGAGAGCGAGCCAACACUUCAGACUUGAUGGAUGAAUCCGUCGAAGAUCCUAUCGAUGCUUUGGAAGUAUUCGAACUUAUUCGAGACAUUAAUGAUCCGGAACAUCCUUAUACUCUGGAGCAGUUGAAUGUGGUUCAAGAAGACCUGAUAAAAGUACAUAAAGACAACAACCAUACGUACGUUGACGUGCAGUUCACACCAACUAUACCUCACUGCAGUAUGGCUACUUUGAUUGGACUUGCUAUUAGAGUGAAGUUAGGUCGUUCUCUCCAUCCAAGGAUCAAAGUUCGCGUUUCCAUCACAGAGGGAUCACAUAACACAGAAGAAGCCAUAAACCGACAGCUUGCCGAUAAAGAGAGAGUUGCAGCUGCUAUGGAGAACUCCAACCUGAUGCACGCAGUCAAUCAGUGUUUAGCAAUGCCAGAAUGGCGUGCAUAGUGAACAAAUUUUGGUUACCAAGUACCUCAAGUUGCCGUUUCUUUGCUUCAAAAGCGAAAUCAAAUACGGCGAAGUAUCUUCGAAGGCAGAUGACAGAUGAGUUUGCUAUCAAAGCCCGUGAGCACUCCUACAGAGCAAGAUCAGCAUUCAAACUCAUUGAAAUUGACGACCGAUUUGAGCUUCUGAAACCUGGUAUGACAGUAUUGGAUGUCGGAUGUGCUCCCGGCUCUUGGUGUCAAGUUGUUUUGGAAAGAUGUAAGGUAGGAGGUUCCAGUCCUGGUUAUCUACUUGGUGUCGAUCUACAGGUCGUUGCUCCUAUACCUGGUGCUGACAUCAUAUCCAUGUCGGACGUGACUGCUCCUUCGACUCAGAAGUUAAUCUCGGAGAAACUGGGAGGUCGGACUGUAGAUGUAGUGCUGAGCGACAUGGCUCCUAAUCCAUCAGGAGACUCGGCUACGGACCAUCUUCGGCUUACAAAUCUUUGUCGUACGGUAUUCCAUCUAUUCGCACCUCCAUCUGGUAAGCAGCCACUCUUUCCACUUUCGUCGGAUGGGAAAUUCUUGUGUAAAAUGUGGGACGGUACCGAGAAGAAAGCGUUCUUGAUGGAGCUAUUGCAGUACUUUCGUCAAGUCAGAACAUUAAAGCCAAAGUCAAGUCGAGACUCAAGUGCUGAGCUCUAUUUAUUAUGUACGGGUAGAAAUAAACCUUA
This is a messenger RNA of Cylicocyclus nassatus, 1260 nucleotides long. The record is from the annotation of a GenBank genome assembly. NCBI's taxonomy places the organism in Eukaryota, Metazoa, Nematoda, Chromadorea, Rhabditida, Strongylidae.